AUGCCCGACGCGGAGCCUGUUGCUGCUGCUGCUGCUGCUGCUGCUGCUGCUGCCCCGGCGUCGCCAGCCGUCACUCGGUCCUUCAAGUCCUUCAAAAAAGACAUAGACUGGAUGAUACUGACUGUUGACUCCUCCAGGCGCAAGUACGGCAAGCAGAAGAUCAAGUUCGAGGCCGUGAUGAAAGACAGCACGGCGCUGGCCCGCGAGGAGAUGCGGAUUCACGACCUCUCGAAGCGUCUGAGAGAGCAGAACGACCAACUGCUGGAACUGCUCCUCGAACUCAACAAUACGGUGCACAUCCCCCGAUCUCUACGGUAUGAUCUCAACAAGGAGGAGGACUCGCAGCUACACACGACCAUGUCCGACCAGCCAGACUCCAUCCCCAUCGUCGAGUGUGACGCCCAGACAGCCCGCGCAAAGCUCAACGAGGCCAAGCAGAAGCUUCUGGCUGGUGAGAUGACCGCAGACGAGUGCAAGGAACUCGAGCUGUCCAUGUUGAAAAGCAACACCUUUGCGCCAACCGCGAGCAUCACUUCGCUGCUGAAGAACGUGCCGCAUACCACCCCGUCCUCCGACGAUGCUACUGCUCAGGACAAUGAUCUCGAGGCUUCUCUCGGUUUCAUCCAUCCCGAGGACGACGUGGACUAUCUCAUCCCCAGCGAACCUCGACGCAUAGACCUUACGAAUGCCCGCUCAACCAGCAAACAUCUCCCCGUAGCAGACAGGGAGAAAGCACUGCUCAUCCGCAACCCAUCGUCAGUCUACAACUGGCUACGCAAGAAUAAGCCCCAGGUCUUCGCUCAUGACCCGGAAGCACCCCCGGCCGGCACCAGUUCUGCCAACGCAGCCGGCGGUGGCUCCGCUCAGUCUGAGAAGCCCGCAGCAGCAUCACGGCCGAGCUCUACUCGCUCCAAACGGGCUUCGGCGCAGGCACCCAAGGAGGAAGAGGUGUACGAUGAAGACGGCGUGUUGGUGGACGUCGUCGAGCCCGCUGCCAACGCCGGGAGCGGAGGCAGCAGGGCCAAGCGGAAGCGAGAGGAAGACGGCGUGUAUCAUCCCAAGGGCGGGAACCGAGGGAGGAAAAAGAGAGACGAUAAACGAGCCAAAAGACCGUCCACGGCGUCCACUGCGGCCGCAUCAUAG
Molecule: messenger RNA, 1143 nt
Organism: Trichophyton benhamiae CBS 112371
Lineage: Eukaryota; Fungi; Ascomycota; Eurotiomycetes; Onygenales; Arthrodermataceae
Exons: 3
Coding region: 1-1143 (380 amino acids)
Biological process (GO): chromatin remodeling
Cellular component (GO): Ino80 complex; nucleus
Source: RefSeq, a predicted model, not a curated record